UGAGCAAGCAAAGCAUAUACAGCUAGCAAACAACCUUAGAAGUAGAAACUGAAAGUAAAUCUGAAAAUCACGAUAGGAAGCAAAAUGGAAACAUUGAAACUGAUGAGUUACCGUGUCGACUAUGUCACUAGAGAAGCACAAAAUAAUACAGGCUUUGCAGACUUGAAGAACUAUGGGCAAAAACUCAAUGAAAAACCAGGAUAUGGGCCAAAAGUUAGCGAAAUCACAAAUUAUGGAAAUAAAGUAAACGAUAUAACAAACUAUAGCACAAAUACAUAUGCAGAAAAGUCUGCCAACCAGCUCCCAUACAACAUACCAACUGCCUAUAAUGGACUUCUAGCGAUACAAGACUCAAUGGCAUCAAAGAUGUCAUCACCAGUACAUAACCAAUCAGAUCACAGUCGACAACAAGAUGGCUGCAAAAUGUUACAGACUUCACCUGAUAUGCGAGAAUCAACCUCCAAGAGUUGCACGCCAUCGCCACCAAUUGGAAGUCAUACAUCAUCACCGAUGGGAAGUCUCGCGUCAUCACCAACAUCAUCCUUUGAGCAAAUUAGCAAUCCAAGCAGUCCAGAAACAGUUAUCAGUGACAUUGAUGAAGUGCUCAAAUCCCUUGAGAACACAGCUAAAGGUGGCGCCUCUAAAGCUGACAAGCCUCAUCAUUCGUAUAUCGCACUUAUUGCAACUGCGAUUCUCAGCAAACCAGAAAAGCGUAUGAUCUUGGGUGACAUCUAUCAAUAUAUUCAAGAUAAUUUCGAAUAUUACAAUAAUGAGGAACGAGCAUGGAGAAACAGUAUCCGACACAACCUAUCUCUGAAUGAAUGCUUUAUCAAAGCAGGACGUGCUGAUAGCGGGAAAGGCAACUAUUGGUCAAUCCACCCUGCAUGCAUCGAGGACUUUUCUAAGGGGGAUUAUAGGAGACGUAAUGCCAGACGUCGUGCUAAGCGUGGUUCGAGGGGUCUUCAAGCACAGCAACCAAACACUCCCUACCCUUACCGUCAGUAUGUACCCAUGUCUUCCAAUGCACUCAACUACCCUCCACCAAUGCCCUUUCCUUACCCGCAAAUGACCCCACAGAUUCCCCCUGUCUCUCAGAUACCCUCCCAACCUCAUUUACAAUCAUCCACGAUCAGUUACAUGGGCAAAUACCAACAGCCAAUGACGACAACUUAUGCCCCACAUGUCAGCAUACCAGAUCCUUUAACUACAACUUACAGUUCACAACCAAGAGCCACCAUCAGUUAUGAACCUCAAACAUCAAUGACAAGUAUGGACCUCUAUAGACCACCUUAUAAUUACCCAUCAAGCAACAGCAGUUACCAUAGCAACACAUCUACAAUAAACUACCCUGCAAUCACCCAAGGUUAUCCUGGCAUGUAA
Molecule: messenger RNA, 1380 nt
Organism: Owenia fusiformis
Lineage: Eukaryota; Metazoa; Annelida; Polychaeta; Sabellida; Oweniidae
Source: the annotation of a GenBank genome assembly